Diprion similis is the source of this 1038-nucleotide messenger RNA. RefSeq lists its product as uncharacterized. Lineage: Eukaryota; Metazoa; Arthropoda; Insecta; Hymenoptera; Diprionidae. The transcript is spliced from 5 exons. Bases 1 to 1038 code for a protein of 345 amino acids. The record is from RefSeq and is a predicted model, not a curated record.
AUGGAGAAACGAUCGUGCAGCGCGUAUCCAGAUCCGAAUUCCGUCUCUGGUGCAGGAAGCAAACGAAAAGCGACAAGUGCUAUUGACCAAAGCGACAGAUCUUCUUCAUCGACGCGAAAAAUCGCGGGGCACGUUGGCAGUUGGAGUGGAAAUCAAAACGAGACGCAUACCAUGAAGAUGACUAAGAUUGAAGGGCAGCCCAUGUCUCAGGACGUCGAUGAUCCAUUGGCCAACAAUCUACAAUGUUUAUUGGAGACAUGGAAUAAUAAUGCGUCGCAGGGUGAAUUAAUUUUGGUUGAAGAUGAACAGCAGUUGACGGAAAUGGAAGAACAACUCGCACAGGCUAAGCUGAAAAUCAAGGGUUUGAAACAAAGGCUUUCCAAGGCUGUUGAUCGUGGGAUCGCAAUGAAGAAGAUUAUUCAAGACCAAGUUAAAAGGGGGGAUGAAAUUGUGAAAAGGCAAAAUGUCGUCUUCGACUUGAUGGCAGUCGUAGAGGAGCACUUCGAGAGCGCAGAGAAUACACUGAGAGAAUGCGAGGAGACCGAAGAGGACCUGGCAAAAUUGUAUAGUGACGCUAAACUCAAGCAGCAGGAGACUGAAAAUAUUCUGACCGAAUCGUUUGAUAGAUACCGUGAAACUGAAACAAAGGAAUUUGUAGAGCAAUUGGCAAUGUUAGAUAGAGAAUUGUUGAUCGAUCAAACUAGGUAUCAACAACUCAAAGAUCAAUUAUCCGAUUUGACUCGCCUUAAUUCUGAAGUUGAUCUUAAACAGGAGAUGGCUGAAAAAACGUUUAAUGAAAAUCGGGUCAAACACGCCGAAGAGAUAAGUAAAAUGUCUGAAAUCAAAAUGAAUAUCGAAGAAAAAUUUAAACUGGAAAUAGAGGAGAAGUCGAAAUUGGUAGUUGUAAGUGUCUCACAGAUAUUAUUCUCAAAUCCAGAGUUGGUUUUUGGAGAAACUCCUCCCUGGUGUGAAAUUCUAUUAGACGAAUAUGGAUACGCAACUAAACUGUGCCGAAAUCCGUAUAGAAAACAGUCAUAG